Molecule: messenger RNA, 515 nt
Organism: Phycodurus eques (leafy seadragon)
Lineage: Eukaryota; Metazoa; Chordata; Actinopteri; Syngnathiformes; Syngnathidae
Exons: 4
Coding region: 128-331 (67 amino acids)
Biological process (GO): regulation of gene expression; intrinsic apoptotic signaling pathway in response to DNA damage
Molecular function (GO): zinc ion binding
Source: RefSeq, a predicted model, not a curated record
GACGGUAUACUGGCAACUGCUGUUUUCUCAAGUGAACACGCACAUAUGUCGCCCUUUGGCAGAGCAUAUUCUUUCAUUCUCAUUACACCAACCACAUACACUAGACAAUUAAUGAUUACACACAGUCAUGGUAAGUUACUGUCCAAUCUGUGGGAAGCCUGUCUAUUUUGGUGAGAAGAAGAGGUCUUUAGGAAGAGAUUAUCAUCCACUCUGUCUGAAAUGUCAAAAAUGUAGAAGACAGCUCACAGCUGGACAACAUGCUGAGUAUGAUGAGAAGCCAUAUUGUUCAUACUGCUACAUGAAGAUGUUUGGUCCAAGAGGUAACAGGUGAGGAGCAGAAAUAGUCUGAACUCAACUGGACUGAGUGAACUGAUUUACCAUUAUUGACUGACAAGGAGAGGAGAGAAAAUAAGAAUGAUGUACUAAACUGUAUCAAUGUAUUCAAUUUAAAGGCUGAAAAACACAUGUGUGAAUUAUUCAUUCAGACACUUUUAAUAAAUGCAUUUUUAGAUAUU